ACCACAAUCAGCUAAUUAUAUGAUUCUACACCAACUUACUGAUAAUGCCUAUAUAUUUCCGUCCUUCAUACGGCCCCUCGCUCAGUUUGCAUCUAAAUAAAAACAAAACAAGUGGGACUCGCUAAACAGUGCCCGUUCAGCAUGUCAGUAGAACAACUCUAAAUUGAAUUUGUCACUGAAUACGCAAUAGGGAAGCGUCAUCGUUCAACGUAACCAAGUUUGAUAACUUAACUUUCUCUCGGCUCAGAGCCCGUCGAAGGAGGCAUCCAGCUUCAUUCCGCGAUUGCCAGCGAACCAAGUUGUUCGUGGCCGCCGCGCCCGCGUCUACACACGUUGUUCAAGUGAUCCAUGGUUUUUUAAGUGACAUUAGUGAUUAAAGCGGCAAAAUGGGAACGUUUGUCAUGUUAGGUCAAAGUUUCCUGUUUUUGGCGCUGUUUCUAUUAACAAACGCACAGAAUCUGGAAGAAAGUAAUGUUCAGACAGUCCCGAGUGAUCUGCGACGGGCUGUCAGCGAGGCGCUGGCUUUGGAGAGAAGAUUUUUACAAGGAGGAAACAUCCCACAAGACUGUUCAUCAGAUGAAGACGAGGCUAGCAAUACCCCGUGUCCCCCAAGCAAGUACCGAAGUGCAAGUGGCGAAUGCAACAAUGUAAGACACAGGCCGUGGGGCAGGCGAGGCGAUGUGUUCUUACGCCUUCUGCCACCGAAGUAUGCUGAUGGUGUAUCUGCACCAGUAUCACCUCCUCACAUCCCAGAAGCCACUUUGGCAGUACAGGCUGUGUCCCAACUAGCUGAGCCCAAAGACAAUGACUUCGUUACGAGUAUGCUGGCUGCUUGGGGACAGUUUAUUAUGGACGACCUCAUAGCCACGGCUAAUGGAAAUAAGAAAUGUGAAGGACCAGAUUGUAAAUACCUAAGAUCGGCGCCAGCAAGGAAUUUAGAUUCUUGCAACUUUGAACACAGAGAACAAAUGAAUUUGGCUACAUCUGUGCUCGACGGCUCCGCCAUAUACGGAAGCUCCGAAAAGGAACUACGCUCAUUGCGAUUGUACGACGCUGGCAAAGUCGACCUUGCGUCGUGUCGAAAGUGUAAUGAUGGCACCCCGACAGCGCCCCUUUACACUGCAUUAUUAUCAGAACACAAUCGUAUAGCUGGUGAACUAUAUUCCUUGAAUCCGUUCUGGGAAGAUAACGCGAUAUUCUUGGAGAGUAGACGAGCACUCGCAGCCAUCAUACAGCAUAUAACAUACAAUGAGUUCCUACCUGUUUUAUUGGGCGAGGUUGGUAUGGCCAAAGCCGAGUUGAAGCUGACGUCACUGGGAUUCUGGCGAAGCUACUCGAGCGCAAACCGCGCGGGCGCAUACGCGGAGAUCCUUUCCGUUGCGCCCAUAUUCGACGCUAUGAUGAAUGAGAAAUUGAUCAACGAAACAAUAUCAAUUAAAGAUUUAGUUCAAACGACUGCUCAUAGCGUGUCAAAAUUAGCGCCAACCGCUCAAUGGGACCUCAAAAGAAAUCGGGACCACGGAGUACCGACGUAUCUACGAGUACUGAGGAUGUGCGAGCCAAUGCUUUCUGUAAAAUCGUAUGGAGAUUUUGAAAAAUUGGGCUUCGAUAGGACUCAACAGGAAAUGAUGGCCGAUAUGUACAGAAAUGCAGAAGACGUUGAACUGAUGGUGGGUGGAGCCAUGGAGAAACCAGCGACGGGUGCUGUCAUCGGAUCCACUUUGGCUUGUGUACUCGCAAUGCAGUUUGCCAACCUUAAGAAGAGUGACAGAUUUUGGUAUGAAAAUGACUUACCACCAUCAUCAUUUAUGCCAGAACAACUCGGAGCGAUCAGAAAAGUCUCCCUUGCUGGUCUACUCUGUGCCAAUGAUGACUCUCUUACCAACAUACAACCCAAGGUCUUUGUUAAGGAAGAUCCUUACUUAAACGCGGCUCAAAGUUGUGGUCAACACGGUCGUUUGGAACUGUCCGUAUGGAAGGACGAAAGUGGGGCUAGAGCGGCGGAAAGACUCACACAAGAUACCCUAGCCACAGCCUUGGAGAAGGCCAAACAGGAAAUGGCUGAUCGGAAGAAACUUGAAUAUAUGCUUUGGGAGACUCGUGGAGGUGCAGACCCUAAAUCCCCAGUGGGUACAGCAGCGUCGUUUUCCAAAGCGAACAAAUAUGCGUUGAAACUCGCCAACACCUCACUCUUCUUUGAAUUUGCAACCAAUGAACUUAUUAAUUCUGUGAAUGGGCGUCGUCGCAAACGUCAGGUGUUCGGCGACUCGCUCGGUUUCGGUUCCUCAAAUGACUUCGUCGAUUCUCUACAGUCCGUUGACAUCAGCAGUUUCCUUGGAUCUGAUCAAUUAGGUCCAGCGAUUGAGCCCCAAUGUGAUGAUGCAGGAGCAUGUGACGCUACUUCUCCAUUCAGAACUUACACUGGACAUUGCAAUAAUUUGAGAAAUCCCAGUUUGGGCAAAAGUUUGACGACCUUUGCAAGAUUACUGCCUCCGGUGUAUGAAGAUGGCGUAAGUCGUCCCCGCAUAAACACAGUGACUGGUACCCCACUGCCUUCCCCCCGUACGGUGUCAACUGUCAUACAUCCUGACAUUUCCAAUCUUCAUACACGGUAUACCCUCAUGGUGAUGCAGUUCGCGCAAAUUGUGGAUCACGAGCUCACUAUGACACCAAUACAUAAAGGUUUCCACGAGUCAAUCCCAGACUGUCGUUCAUGUGACGCGCCAAGGACUGUCCAUCCCGAGUGCAACCCGUUCCCUGUUCCCCGCGGGGACCAUUAUUACCCCGAAGUCAAUGUUACUUCUGGGGAACGUCUUUGCUUCCCGUUCAUGAGAAGUUUGCCUGGACAGCAGCAGCUUGGGCCUAGGGAACAAGUGAACCAAAAUACAGCAUUUAUAGACGCAUCAUUCAUAUAUGGAGAGAAUCCUUGCAUUGUCCGCAAAUUGCGCGGUUUCAACGGACGCCUGAAUGCGACUACGAACCCUCACAAUGGCAGGGAAUUGCUUCCGAGAUCCGACAGCCAUCCUGAGUGCAAGGCGGCUAGCGGAUUCUGUUUUAUUGCUGGUGACGGAAGAGCAUCCGAGCAACCAGGUCUGACCGCACUGCACACAAUUUGGAUGAGAGAACACAACCGCAUUGUGGAAGGCCUUAGAGGGGUUAACCCGCACUGGGACGCCGAUUUACUAUUCGAACACACCCGUCGUAUAGUUUCGGCUGAACUAACUCACGUAAUAUACAAUGAGUUCCUUCCGAGACUGUUGUCUUGGAACGCUGUCAAUUUGUAUGGACUCAAGCUUUUGCCUUCAGGUUACUACAAAGAAUACUCUCCCACCUGCAACCCAUCUAUGGUGAAUGAGUUUGCCGCAGCAUCAUUCAGAUUCGGUCAUUCAUUAUUAAGACCGCAUCUGCCGAGAUUGUCACCGACAUAUCAGCCCGUGGAUCCACCAAUUUUACUACGAGAUGGAUUCUUCAGGCCCGACAUGUUCAUGAACCACCCACCUUUAGUAGACGAGCUGAUGCGUGGUCUUGCAUCAACACCAAUGGAAACCCUCGACCAGUUCAUCACUGGUGAAGUAACCAACCAUCUCUUUGAGGACCGAAAGAUUCCUUUCUCGGGAAUAGAUCUCGUUGCCCUCAACGUCCAAAGGGCACGAGACCACGGAAUACCAAGUUACAAUAAUUACAGAGCUCUGUGUAACCUGAAGAGAGCGACAAACUUUGAAGACCUUUCACGUGAGGUUCCAGAUGAAGUGAUUGCAAGGUUUAAGCGUAUUUAUCCCACUGUAGACGACAUCGAUCUAUUCCCCGGAGGAAUGAGUGAGCGGCCUUUGCAAGGAGGUCUCGUAGGACCCACUUUCGCCUGUAUUAUUGCUAUACAGUUCCGUCAGCUUAGGAAAUGUGACCGAUUCUGGUAUGAAAACGACAACCCAGCAGCCAGAUUCACAGAGCAACAAUUGGCCGAAAUUAGAAAAACGACCCUGUCAAAGGUCCUUUGUGACAACUUUGACGUUCCCACAGAUAUACAACGCGCUGCUUUUGACUUACCAAGCAAUUUCUUAAACCCUCGCGUUUCUUGCGCGUCGCUGCCAAAGUUGGAUCUAUCAGCGUGGCGCGAGAAUUCAGCACAAGGCUGUUUAAUAGCGGGACGCGCUGUGCCCUUAGGCGACUCUGCCUUCCCAUCACCCUGUACAUCAUGUAUCUGUACUGCUGAAGGGGCUCAAUGCGCAUCUUUGCGUAUAACGGACUGCGCGCAAUUGUCCCGCGAAUGGCCGCGUGAAGCAAUUCUACGCGAUGACGUAUGUACAGCGCAAUGUGGCGCCGCCCCACAAGGCAGACCGCCGAGGCGACACAAUAUUAACUUCAAUUUCCCGGACUUAACGCCAUUUAUCGCAAAGUGAAUUAGUAAUAAAACCAUUGAUGCAACGUUGAACCUCUAAAUCAAAAGUUAUAAGUGUUCACCCGAUACGGUCACUCGCGGUUGUUAUAUAUCUAUAGAAGUCCACAUUUGUAUCAAGUAUCAAGAACACUGGCCUAAAACUUAGAACCGCAAAAAGAAAAAAAACUUGAACCAUAAUGUAUAGAAAUCAUUGUUUUUUUUUUUAAAAAACACAUCGAACUAUAAGCAAUGAAAUGUUACUGUGUUUGGAACUGUCAAACAUACGAGACAAUUGACCGUUUCAAAUAUGGUUUAGGUGAUGAAAUUGAUGUAACGAAACGAAGAAAUUAAUAGCUCUAUAUUGUUGGUAUACAAAAACGAAAACUAUUUACUCAUAUCGUAAACAUGUCACGCGCUGCCAUUUAAAAAAUAACCUUAAGUCAAUUAACCAAGGUUUAAUUUACGAAACGUUUCAUGAAGAAAUUACUAUAAUCGUGAGUUUUCGUGAACCAAAUGAGAGACUACUACAUUUGAAUUUCUAUAUUUUUCCUGGAUUGAUAUUAUUUUAAUUUUAUAAUACAUAUAUACACAACUAUUUUAAUAUACAUUAAAAUUGGCAAGUAUUGUGAUAUAACUCACCUAUAAUAUAGUAAUCGGUGCUCCGUCCUUAAUAAUAAUAUUUAAUUACUUAAAAAUUUCUAUACAUAAACAAAUUGUGUGAAAAUAUAAUACUCAUGCAUUUUCGCAAAAUUUGUAUAUUGUAUGAAAUAUUUUAUUAUGUACAAACUACUAAGUCGUAGUUUUAGAGAAUUUAUAUUAUCGGCAUGAUUUGAUCAAUUUAUCAGCCAUUAUAAGCUUUAAUUGACAAUAAACUUACCGAAUGUUACCAUCUACAUAUAGUUAAUCUACUGAAAUCGAAAACAUGUACCAUUGUGUUACCAUUUUUACAACCUUUAAGUUUACGAAUUUAAAAUAAUUAAUUUAAACACUGCCUCUGAUUUGUAAAUUUGCGGCUUUUGAUAUUUAGUUUUAAUUAGAUCUAGUUUUUGUACAAUUUUAGAAAUAUAAUAAUUUAAUAUA
Molecule: messenger RNA, 5455 nt
Organism: Pieris napi
Lineage: Eukaryota; Metazoa; Arthropoda; Insecta; Lepidoptera; Pieridae
Product: heme peroxidase 2
Exons: 24
Coding region: 387-4397 (1336 amino acids)
Biological process (GO): response to oxidative stress
Molecular function (GO): peroxidase activity; heme binding
Source: RefSeq, a predicted model, not a curated record